This is a messenger RNA of Microtus oregoni (creeping vole), 1541 nucleotides long. RefSeq names its product tRNA methyltransferase 10B (gene Trmt10b). Gene Ontology annotation, molecular function: tRNA binding. Gene Ontology annotation, cellular component: nucleus; nucleoplasm. NCBI's taxonomy places the organism in Eukaryota, Metazoa, Chordata, Mammalia, Rodentia, Cricetidae. The transcript is spliced from 9 exons. Bases 224 to 1225 code for a protein of 333 amino acids. Gene Ontology annotation, biological process: tRNA N1-guanine methylation. The record is from RefSeq and is a predicted model, not a curated record.
CUAAGCAAAGGGUGGUCGUCAGGUACGUGGGUGGCAAGGGCGGGGAGACGGCACCGGUUUUGAAGAUUGGCUAGAGACUACUGGGUCCCAGCCUGAAGCCGCGGCACCUACAGUCCUGGAGUUUCUGGGGCUUGCCUCCCCUCGUUCGCAGCCUACGGGCCAGCGGGACCCGCGUUCCCUGCGGCCUGUGGUCCAGGGUUAGCUGUGUGAGUGGCAUGAGCGCAUGGACUGUAAGUUAGAAGAAAGUGCUCAGGAAGCAGAGUCACCGGGGGUGCAGGGACCAGACGGUUCCCAAGAGGAUGGAGGUGAAGAUGGACUGUCUGAGAUCUUCCGACUGCUGCAGAUGGAUGUGGAACACAAGCACCGAGAGGAAGAGGCACGCCCUGCAAACAGCACAGCAUGGGGCUCGAAAAAUGUGCAGAGAAAACAGAGACACUGGGAAAGGAUAGUCUCCUCGAAGAAGAGCAAAAGGAAGCAGGAAAAAGAAAGAAGAAAAGUCAAGCGUGCAGAAGACCCAGGCACCUGCCCCCAGCACAGCAAACGUUUUUUGAAAGCGUUAACCAAAGAGAAACUUUUGGAAGCCAAACACUCAGGACCAAGACUGUGUGUUGACUUGAGCAUGACCCAGCACAUGUCAAAGAAGGAACUGAGCAGGUUGGCUGCACAGAUCCGAAGGUUGUAUGGUUCAAACAAAAAAGCCAGCAGGCCCUUUUGGAUCUGCCUCACUGGAUUCUCAACCGACAGUCCCCUCUAUGAAGAGUGUCUGAGGAUGAAUGAUGGAUUUUCUGCAUACUUGCUAGAUGUGACAGAAGAAGACUGCUUUAGUUUAUUUCCUCUGGAAAGCCUUGUGUACCUGACUCCCGACUCAGAACGGGCCCUUGAAGACGUUGAUCAGAACACGGUUUACGUCAUUGGUGGACUUGUAGAUGAAAGCAUUCAGAAGAAGGUGACAUUCCAAAAAGCUCGAGAACACUCUGUGAAGACAGCCCGCUUGCCAAUCCAGGAAUACAUGGUCAGGCGCCAGAAUGAGAAAAACUAUCAUUCAGAAAUACUGGCCAUCAAUCAAGUGUUUGAUAUCCUGUCCACUUACUUUGAGACUCACAGCUGGCCUGAAGCACUGAAGAAAGGAGUUUCUCCAGGCAAAGGCUACAUUCUUCGGAAUCCAGUGGAUGAUGGGCAGCGUAAGAUUCCAGAUGGAGUGGGUGAAGCACCAAAGGUGUCCUGACCAAAGGACAGGGUAAAGGGUGGCAGUGACACACACCUGCCUUUAUGUGUUGUCUCUGAAAGCCUUUGAUGGCAAGGACCACAUGUUUAUGCUUUGUGUCACCUACAGUGCCUGGAAAUUACAGUGCUCACUGGAAAUGUCCUGAUAAAACAUAAUAUUAUGGCUUUUAAAAAAAAAGUUUAUGAAGGAAUUGUCAAAAUACAUGGCAUUUUGGAUGUUAAUUCAUGUUUUGUACAUUGAGCUUUGUGAAAUGUCUACCUUUUAGAGAUGUUGUCAGGGCUUUUUACUGAACUUGGAUAAAAUUACUUUUCUCUCA